AUGGACAUCACCCGUCUCCCCAGGGAGCGCGAUCCCGAGCGUGAGCGCUCUAUGACCUUCUUCGACUCGUCUGCAGCAAGUUACCGCCAGAACCCUUGCAGGACUAAAGUCCGUCCCCAUCUGGACAAUGUGUCUAGAUUCGAAUCCUUCGUCCUUCUUCCUGGUGAGAAGAAGGUCGAGGUUGAAGUCGAUACUCGAGUCCCAUCCACUGCCAUCUUCACCUUUAACAAGGAAGACCACACCCUCGGUAACAUGAUCCGUUCACGUCUCCUUAAUAGCUCCCAUGUCCUCUUCUCCGGCUACAAGGUCCCGCAUCCCCUGAUCCCCAAAUUCAUUCUUCGCGUGCAGACAGACGGCCAAAUCACCCCCAAGGAAGCUGUCAUCACUGCCUGCCACGAACUGGUCAAGGAUCUGGGCGCCCUCAGCCGCGAGUUCACCAAAGAAUACGAACUGCGCAAGAUGGUGGGUGCUGGUGCUCAACAGCAGAAUGCUCAGAACGGGGCUUAG
Molecule: messenger RNA, 507 nt
Organism: Paracoccidioides brasiliensis Pb18
Product: DNA-directed RNA polymerase II core subunit RPB11
Exons: 4
Coding region: 1-507 (168 amino acids)
Biological process (GO): transcription by RNA polymerase II
Cellular component (GO): RNA polymerase II, core complex
Molecular function (GO): protein dimerization activity; DNA binding
Source: RefSeq, a predicted model, not a curated record